CAAAUCUUGUAAAAAUGUUGUUUCCUAUUUUAUGGUACUAUGUGGUUUGUUUGGUUGGUAUAUAAACGAAGUAUGUUUGAAAUACAUGAUUCAUAUUGCAGAGGUUGAGAUUGGUGUUCUGGACUUAACAGUCUGGGCUAGGCGGUAAACAGGACUGAUAAGGACUGUAUACUGCUCGUACGUGUUUCAUGCAUUAUUGGUCCGAUCGAUAAUUCACUUUUCUCUAAUUGGCGGUAUCAUCACACUAUACAUUAAUAGGACACAAGGCACAAGUUAUAACAGUUCAAAUCACAAAAAAGAAGGCUCACUUAUAUCAACAUUAUAGAUACGUCAUGGUGACAAGUCUUAACUGACAUGGAAUUCAAGACCUCUACCUCAAGUUUGUGCUGAUGAUGUCAUUCAGAAGAAUUAUGAAAUCUCCAUGACGAAACCAUCCGGCUCAGAGAAUAAAACGUCAUCGAAUUCCAGUCUAGGGGUUUGUCAGCUGGAUGUACCUGCAUUGCAGAUUUGAUAUUCACUAUGGUACUUGAAUCCAGUACCGUUCAUUUCAAACGCCAUCACGUUUUCCACUUAGCUACUGAGUCAUAAUAGCCACCUGCUUGUGUAAUGGGUUGAAGUUAUAUUAACUUGGUAUUGUUUACUUGUAUCUUCCCAUUGUUAUUUAAGAUAGAGUAAUCAACAACAAAGAAAAAAUAAGUGAUGUUUUAUUCUGUUUCUUUAAGUCUCGCACGUAAACUAGCAGCCACAAGCUUAUUCAAUAGCUGACUAUCAGGAUUCAGUAGCUAAGUGGAUAACGUGAUGGCAUUUGAAGUGAACGGUACUGGUUCCGAGUCCAGGAGUGGACAUCAACUCUGAGGUGCAAGUACAUUUAAUUGCAGAGUUCUAAAUAGAACGAAACACGCUUCCUGUGUUUCACUGCUAGCCACUAUCCAUCUUUGCUUAUAAAGCUUGUGAUCUAAUGUAAUAUCGAGGCAAUCUGCACAUAUGCCAACAAGUGACUGAUCGAUUGCAGUCCUAAAUAACAAUAGGAAGAUACAACUAAACACCAGGUGAAUUUAAUAGUUAAGAAUAUAUAUAAUAAUAGUUCAUAGAUAGAUUCUAAUGGUUACUAUUCACUUAUUCUUCAUCUGGAUAUAACAAUAUCUUUAAUCAAAACAAAUCCAAUAUAAAUUUUUUUCUGGUUAGCAUUUUUUUAGCGAGUUAGUUUUCUACGGGAUAGGUCCGCUAAACCCAUGCCCAACCUUCCUCCUUUGUCCGGGCUUGUGGCAGGCAGUAGCCCUUGGAGGGGCUCCAGGCGGAGUUACAAAUUCAAUAUAUGAAUCACAAAUAUAAAAUCCCUAACUAAUCAUUAUUAAGAGAUGAUAGCAAAUAUAUACUGGAUUAUUAAUCUGUGAAAAACUUUCACUAUUCUCAGUUUAUCUAGAAAACUAUUACACAAUUAAAAAGGUGUGAUUACGUCUUCUACCUUGGUGAUUUUUGUUAAAUAUAACAUUCGUUUUCAAUUUAGUAUUACGAUUAUUCAGAGUAAUGUUUUGUAUAACGUUGAUGUCUAAUGUUUACUCAACAUAAUACUUACUUACUUAGUUACUUUACUUACGCCUUUUACUUCAAAUGGAGCAUAGGCUGCCGACUAGCAUUCUGCAAUUCAACAUAAUACAGAUUGUAUUAAAUCACCUGGAACUUUGUUUGGUAAUCUUAACAACAUGGUUUAUCGUAGAAAUUUUCUGUAUUUCCUCUAUAUAUGAUCUCUAUUGACUAAUCAUUAAGUGUAUGUAAAAUCAUUUUGUAAAUGAGUGUACUUUUCUGGGUUUACUUAACGAAAUUUGGCAGUCAACAAAAUCUCCUUUUGAACCAAUCUUUGUUUUCUUAUUUAAGUCAUGAAAAUUGCAGUAAUGCUCAGUUCUGGGGAUUUGUAACAAUUACUCUAGUGAUUACAACAAACCGUAAAAACAGUCUGGUUGAAGUUAAGUAUUUACACCGUUGGAUGUUGGCCUAACAGUCCAGAGGUUAAGCGUUCGUGCACGAGACUGAAGGUUUUGGAUCCGAAUCCAGAGUGCGUGAUCAUGGAUGCACACUUCUGAGGAGUUCCGUACUGGGACAAAACCCCAGUCCAGUGCUUCUAAGUUGAUUACUUUUACUUGAUAAUCCAUUUAUAUGUUUAUGGUAUACAGCUAUACGCAUGUAACAGAUAAACCUUAUAAUUCCCAGUUCAAUUAUCACUUACAUUUAUAUAAACGAUCGCUUAAGAUUUAUCACUCUAUACUAGAAUUGUCAGCAGAAUCAAUAAAGAAAACUCCAAGGCCGUUGUUUAAUAAUUUUGUAUUGAUAAUCGUCAAAGAAAUGUAUCUCAUGUCAAUAUCAAAAACUGUAGAGAAAAACAAUAAAUCUUAUGAAUGAUGCAAUGGAUUGACCAAUGAACAGUAACCAAUCCCAUGAUUGUUUAAUCCUUUAAUAAUGAUCGAAUUCUAUUGAUGAUACUAGGUAAAUCUUUUAAAAGAAAUCACUCCUCUGUCUUUGAAGUAUCAACAGCUCUUAUGCAUGCAGCAGUAUUCGGUAAUGUGACAACACUUAUUCAACGUAUGUAUUCAAGACGUUCAGCAUAUCAAACAAAGAAUCAAGAUUUAAAAGAUUUUACACGUGCUCAUCAUAUACCGAAACCUUUAAAACAACGUAUGCUUGAAUUUUUUCAAGCUAUGUGGGCAAUUAAUCGUGGUAUAGAUAAAGAAGCUAUAUUACAAUCAUUCCCGGAAAAUUUACGCGGUGAUAUUGCUUUACAUUUAAAUCGUGAAAUAUUAUCAUUGAGUUUAUUCAAAAGUGCCAGUCCUGGUUGUCGUAAAUGUUUAGCUCAAUUAAUAACAACACGUUUUGCUACACCUGGUGAAUAUCUUGUUAAUCAAGGUGAUGCAUUACAAUUUAUCUAUUUUGUCUGUAGUGGUUCUUUAGAAAUACUUGGUGAAGAAGGUACAGUUGUUGGAUUGUUGGGUAAAUGUGAUAUAUUUGGUAGUGAUAUGGAUGAUUUGCCUAUAUUGGGAUAUUCAGCUUAUAAUGUUAAAUCAUUAACAUAUUGUGAAUUACAAUGUAUAGCAUUAGAUCAUCAAUUACAAGAAAUAUUUGAUCAAUAUCCACAAUUUCGAAAACAAUUUGCUUUAGCCAUUUCAGAAGAAUUAUCAUUUAAUUUAAGAGCUGGAUUCGAUCCAACUGUGAGUUCUUUAUUCAUUAAUAAUAAAAAAACGUAUCAUUCAGUGUCAUUGGUAAUAACUGUCCUAUUUAAUAAUUGAAUUCAUGAGUCGAUUGAAGCUAGGCCACCAAGGAACACCUGGCAGCAUUGCUCGGCCGUUUCGUCCUACUGUGGGACUCAUCACCGGUACGUAUCCACGAUCCUUCCUAGCGAGAUUCGAGCCGAGGACCAUUGGGCCGACCGGCAUCCAGUGGUGUUAAUGUCCGAAUUCAACCAGGACUGAGGGGUCAUUGGGUUCUAAUUUUGCAAGGCAGGAUCGUGGAUGCACAAUACUGAGGAGUCCCAUAUUAGGAUGAAACGGCUAUUUAGGUCUUUCAGGUUUUCCAUGGUAGUCUAGUUUCAACUUACUCGUGAAUUACUAUCCUAUUCUUGAUAUGACUGUAUUCUAUCAUUACUUAUGACUACUUAAUGGAGUUUUUGUAAUGUUUCUUAAAGUAUGGUUAAGAUUUCGUUCAGUGGAUUGUGAAAAUGCGAUCAGUGUGAAUAGAAAAUUUUCAUAACAGUUUU
Schistosoma curassoni is the source of this 3745-nucleotide messenger RNA. NCBI's taxonomy places the organism in Eukaryota, Metazoa, Platyhelminthes, Trematoda, Strigeidida, Schistosomatidae. The record is from the annotation of a GenBank genome assembly.